AGUUGGCCUCUUUCCGGCCGAGCGCUGAAUGCUUUGUUUUGACGUUUUGAUACAAAUGGUUUGAGUUGCGUUUCCCAUUCCUCUGCAACGUUUUGACAGGAAGGUUUCGUGUUUUGCAGCAACCGGGAAGCUGGAAAGGUGUGAGAGCUAAGCCGGUCACAUUUGGGCGCGAUACAUAACCUAGUGAAAAUGGCUUCAGGGCCAAGUGAGGAAAAUCCUACUCAAUCUCAAAUCGCUCAGAAGACAUGGGAACUAUCCAACAACAUUGAGACCAUAUCAUCCACAGAUGAAAUUUAUCGGUAUGACCGGAAACAACAACAAGAUAUACUUGCUGCAAAGCCUUGGGAAAAAGACCCACAUUUUUUUAAGGAAAUGAAGAUUUCUGCUCUGGCAUUGUUAAAGAUGGUAAUGCAUGCUCGAUCUGGUGGCACCCUUGAAGUGAUGGGAUUACUUCUAGGGAAAGUUGAUGCAAACACCAUGAUAGUCAUGGACUCGUUUGCAUUACCUGUGGAGGGUACUGAAACAAGAGUUAAUGCUCAGGCCCAAGCUUAUGAGUACAUGACUGCAUAUAUAGAGUCUGCUAAAACGGUUGGACGACUUGAAAAUGCUAUUGGCUGGUAUCACUCACAUCCAGGCUAUGGCUGUUGGCUCUCUGGAAUAGAUGUCUCCACUCAAAUGCUUAAUCAAAAUUUCCAAGAGCCGUUUGUUGCCAUUGUCAUUGAUCCUGUGCGCACAAUUUCUGCUGGCAAAGUUUGUCUAGGUGCUUUCAGAACAUACCCUAAGGGAUUUAAACCAGCAAAUGAGGAGCCUUCAGAAUAUCAAACUAUACCCUUGAACAAAAUCGAGGACUUUGGUGUGCACUGCAAGCAGUACUAUUCCCUAGAGGUGUCAUAUUUCAAAUCUGCUCUUGAUCGAAGGCUUUUGGAUUCACUUUGGAAUAAGUACUGGGUCAACACCCUUGGAUCUAGCUCAUUGAUCACAAAUGCUGACUACACUACUGGACAGAUUCUGGACUUAUCAGACAAGCUAGAACAGUCAGCUGCACUUGGCCGCAUUGGUCAUUGGAUGCAAGAUCCCCAUGAGAAGCGCUGUGAAGACAAGCUAAUGAAAGUAACUCGUGACAGCAACAAGACAACAAUAGAAAUCAUUCACGGUCUAAUGGCUCAAACUAUUAAGGAUAGAUUAUUCAAUCAUGUUGCACCUGGUCCUAGUGGUUCAAAUAACUAGUGACAAUUAAACAAACCUUUUCCUUCCAUCAAUAUUUUGAUGUGUAAAUUUAUGAUCUUCGUAAAUUUGCUGUAAAUGAGUAAUUGUUUGUUAUUAAGUUACAUUGGGCUCU
Messenger RNA from Thrips palmi, 1339 nucleotides. RefSeq names its product COP9 signalosome complex subunit 5 (gene CSN5). Gene Ontology annotation, biological process: protein deneddylation. Gene Ontology annotation, molecular function: protein binding; deNEDDylase activity; metallopeptidase activity. The transcript has 6 exons. Gene Ontology annotation, cellular component: cytoplasm; COP9 signalosome. Bases 190 to 1227 code for a protein of 345 amino acids. NCBI's taxonomy places the organism in Eukaryota, Metazoa, Arthropoda, Insecta, Thysanoptera, Thripidae. The record is from RefSeq and is a predicted model, not a curated record.